AUGGCGUCCCCAACCCUCACCCGAAACGAAACCCUCUCUCUCUCCGCCCUUUCCCUCGCGGCCGUCGCGGUCCUCCUCAACACCUUCUCCGGCGAUGGCGAGCCCCUCAUCGCCUCCCUCGCCCUCUCCGUCCUCGCCUUCGCCCUGGCCUACUCCAUGGUCCGCUGGCUCGGCCCCGUCUUCGUCCGCGCCGGCUUCAAGGGCCGCGACCUCUCCAAGCACCACCGCCCCGAGCUGCCCGAGUGCAUGGGCGCCGUCUGCGCCGCCGUCUACCUGCUCGUCGUCAUCGUCUUCAUCCCCUUCCCCUUCUACAAGGACAUCGUCGCCGCUACCAGCGGAGGAGGCAACAGGGACGUCGUCUUCCACGUCGAGCAUGUCCAGCAGGGUCGCUUCCUGCACCGCUUCCCUCACAGCAAGCUCGCUUCCUGGCUCUCCGCCAUCAUCGCCCUCCAGACGACCGCCCUCCUCGGCAUCGGCGACGACCUCUUCGACAUCCGAUGGCGUCACAAGUGGUGGAUCCCCGGCCUGGCCUCCAUCCCGAUCCUCGUAAUCUACUUUGUCGACUUCGGCGUCACCUCAAUCGUCAUGCCCAUCCCCCUCCAGCCCUACCUGGGCGAGCUCUUCGACCUCGGCAUCCUCUACUACAUCUACAUGGCCUGCGUCGCCAUGUUCUGCCCCCAGUCCAUCAACAUGCUCGCGGGCAUCAACGGCAUCGAGGUCUCCCAGUGCAUCGUCGUCUCCCUCCUCCUCGUCCUCAACGACUGCCUCUACCUCUUCACCCCCUACCCCCACCCGGCCACCGACUCCCACCUCUUCUCCCUCUACCUCCUCCUCCCCUGGCUCGGCGUCUCCCUCGCCCUCGUCGCCCACAACUGGUACCCCGCAAAGGUCUUCGUCGGCGACACCUACUGCUACUUCUCCGGCAUGGUCUUCGCCACCGUCGGCAUCCUCGGCCACUUCUCAAAGACCCUCGGCCUCCUCCUCGUCCCCCAGCUCUUCAACUUCCUCUACUCCACCCCGCAGAUCUUCGGCCUCGUCCCCUGCCCCCGCCACCGCCUCCCCAAGUUCAACGCCCGCUCCGGCCUCCUCGAACCCAGCGUCACCCCCUGGAGCCCCGAGCGCCAGCCGCACCCCCUCGUCGCCCAGGCCCUCCACCUCCUCGGCAAGCUGCGCCUGCUCAAGGUCACCACCGACGACAAGGGCCGCUUCGUCGAGACCAGCAACUUCACCCUCCUCAACCUCUGGCUCGUCUGGCGCGGCCCCCUGAGGGAGGACCGCCUCGCGUGGGAGGUCACUUUCCUCCAGGCCGGCGUCGGCCUGUUCGGCCUGUUUGUGCGGCACCGCCUUGCCCUGCUCAUCUUUAAGGAGGACAACUGGGGCAUGACGACCAAGCGAUACUGA
Messenger RNA from Colletotrichum siamense, 1401 nucleotides. RefSeq names its product UDP-N-acetylglucosamine--dolichyl-phosphate N-acetylglucosaminephosphotransferase (gene ALG7). Gene Ontology annotation, molecular function: UDP-N-acetylglucosamine-dolichyl-phosphate N-acetylglucosaminephosphotransferase activity. The record is from RefSeq and is a predicted model, not a curated record. Bases 1 to 1401 code for a protein of 466 amino acids. The transcript has 2 exons. Gene Ontology annotation, cellular component: membrane. Lineage: Eukaryota; Fungi; Ascomycota; Sordariomycetes; Glomerellales; Glomerellaceae. Gene Ontology annotation, biological process: dolichol-linked oligosaccharide biosynthetic process; protein N-linked glycosylation.